UUUCUGUCAAGUUUCAAGUUUAUUUCUAUAAAUGGGUUGUUUUAACAAACAUAAAUGAAAAGGAAAUGCCAUUGGCGCUUGUUUAUAUUUUUCAAAACUUCUUUCUACUCCAAUUUCUGCAUCCAUAAUCCAUGUAUGAGACCCUAAAACCCAACUUUUGAGUUCUGAUUCAUCUCUCCCAAGUCCAAAAAGCUUGCUUAAUCAACCAUGGAGCUUAGACUCGCUGUCUUCAUCCUAAUCCUACCAUUUCUAUCCACCAUUGCUCAAUCAGUCCGUUUCCAGAUCGAAUCUGGUGUGGCAAAAUGCAUACACGAUGAACUCAAAAUCAAUUCUAUGACAGUCGCUGAGUACUCCGUUGUUAAUCCAAACGAAGGACAUCCCUUGCCUGAACAUCACAAGAUCAGUGUCGCGCUGUUUGCACCAAAGGAAAAGCGACGUCAUCAUGCGGAAUUAGUAGAAUCAGGACAUUUCGCGCUUCAGGUUGAAGACAAUGGAAAGCAUCUGCUUUGCUUUUUGACCGAUGCUCACAAGCCGAUUUUAAACACGACUGUAGAGCUAAAUUGGAGAUCUGGGGUUGCUGCUAAAGGUUGGUCUAAUGUUGCCAAGAAAGAGACUGUAGAUACGAUGGAAUUAGAGCUGAAGAAAAUGGAGGACACAAUUUCUGUGAUUAUGGAGGAGAUGUUUGACCUUCGAGAGAGUGAAGAAGAUAUGCAAGAGUUAAUGAAGCAUACAAACUCGAUAAUGGGUUAUUUGAGUUUGGUUUCGUUGUUUAUUUGUUUGUCUGUGGCGGGAAUACAAGUAUGGCAUCUUAAGUCAUUUUUCGAGAAAAAGAAGAUUAUUUGAUUUUUAAUUGUUGCCAAUCAGGUUAUGUCAUUUGUGUAAAGUUGAACUAAACAUAUAUAAAUUUAUGAAAACGAAUCCAAAUACGAUGUGACUCGGUCCUAGAAGUUUCAUUCGCUUAUAUAUAUAUAAAUCUAUUCAUUUUAAAGUUUAAAAAUCUAUCAUAUGGUUCAUUAUAUCACUUAUUAUUUCAAUGCAAUAGGUCUUGGGAUCUUUGCUAAAAAAUCUCACAAAAAUGUGAUCAACCUCUCAUACCAACAUUGGUGUUUAAUACAACCAAAUUUAUUAGGUGAAAAGAAGUGGUGUCAUUCUUAUCACACUAUUUUUGUUGUUAUACAGGUGUCACUUUAUUUUUGUCACACAAUACUAACUUCUUGCCAUUUAAAAGGGAUGAUCUACCUUAUGACAUUUUCAGAUUUUUUUAAAGUUGUUGUAAAGAGAAAAACAUCAACAAAUAUGGUUUUUGGACUUUUACUCACACAUCUAGGCAUUGCCGCAAGAGGUUGCCAAACACCCUAUGUUGAGACCAAGGUGUGGUGUGUGCCAAGCACACCUCAUCAAUUGCCGAGGUGUUGUUGUGCCACCUCAUCAGUACAUUUUAACAUUAAAAUGAUAAUAAAAAUUUAUUUGUUCC
Messenger RNA from Lactuca saligna, 1474 nucleotides. The record is from the annotation of a GenBank genome assembly. NCBI's taxonomy places the organism in Eukaryota, Viridiplantae, Streptophyta, Magnoliopsida, Asterales, Asteraceae.